AUGUAUGAGGCCAUGCCAAAGAAUCUGAGUAAAUUAAGAGAAGUCCAAGAGGACUACAUAGUCUUGGAAGAACUCCAGGAAGGAAUCUAUGACAAACUGGCAAAAGGAACUAGUAGAGGAGAAAAUGUGGUAGAGCCACAGAACCCUCCAGUGCCAGCCCAAGGAGCAGGGCGAUCCAACAAUGGAUCAACCCAGUUUGAUAAACAUCGGACUGGAGGAUGGAAAGGUCGAGAACAUACCCAGCAAAAUAAGGGAAAAUUCGUAGACCCAGUUUAUACAAAACUAAACACCCCAAUAUCCGAGAUCCUCAAGAAUAUCGACGGACAGCAUACGAUCACCUACCCAUGGAACAGGGGUCAGCAACCAGAACAAACUAAAAACAGGACUGAUUUUUGUGAAUUCUACCAAUUUCACAGCCACACGACAGACUCGUGUAGGGACUUAAAGAAGGUACUGCAAGAUAUGAUCAACGAGGGCAAGCUCCAAGAAUACAUUGCACAACCAACAAUCCCACCAACUAUCGGGGCACCCAUACAUCGUGUGGAAAUUCCUCGUGAGGCGCAAUACUUAGGUUGUAGCACCAUAUCAAACUCGGAGAUUACUGCCCCUGCACGAGAAGGAAGCAUCAAGGGGCGACUCCACAAGCGCAACUUCAAAGGUGAUGAAGUUUUGAGAGUGGCUAAAGAAACCCCAAUGGAUGACUGGAUGAAACUCCCCAUAAGCUUUUCAUCCUUGGAGGCGCCAGAAGGAGGAUGCAUCCACAACGAUCCUCUAGUGGUUACGAUGGCCAUUGCACUCCCUAAACAUGAGGACGAGGAAGCAAAAAAAAAAUCACUACCAUGGGCAAUGCCCAAAAUUCUAAUUGAUGGUGGCAGCUCUGUGGAGAUAUUGUUCUAUGAAACAUUCAAACAAAUGGGCCUCAAAGACGAAUGCCUCAUACCCUCAACUUACAACAUAUUUGGCUUUAACGGGUCAUCGACUCGUCCAAGAGGGAAGAUAACAUUAGAAAUCCAGGUGGGAAGAAUCCUUACCAUAACCGCUUUCUGUGUGGUAGACGUGCUAUCACUCUACACAGUCAUUUUCGGAUGA
Papaver somniferum (opium poppy) is the source of this 1089-nucleotide messenger RNA. RefSeq lists its product as uncharacterized. Bases 1 to 1089 code for a protein of 362 amino acids. The transcript has a single exon. The record is from RefSeq and is a predicted model, not a curated record. Lineage: Eukaryota; Viridiplantae; Streptophyta; Magnoliopsida; Ranunculales; Papaveraceae.